UGAAAAUUCCUGGGAAUCGGAAUAGGCUACUGCAAUAUACUUGGGAAUCUCUGAAGCACAUUCAGUCACUGUUAACUGCAACAACCAAAACAAAGAAGCUGGUGUCUGCGUCAUCAUCAUCAUCAUCAUCAUCAUCGUCAGAGUUAUGUAUCAUGUAGCAUGUAGCAUGUGGAGAGUGUUAUUAAAUAACUUUGUGAAAACAAUGCGGCCGCACGCGCAGGUCAUACAAAUCAUCAAUUUUUCAUCGGUCAUCUCGCGGCUGAUGGUCGUGACGUAGAUGGUGAGCCUCAGCUUGUGGCUUCUAGAUGCUUCGCCGUUUCAGAGGAUGUGGCACCAAUCAAAUUAGUCUAAAGCAUGUACUAACCAAUCAGAGAACAAGAGGGCGGGCCGUAAGGGCAUCUCUCCUCUCUUAGCGCAUGUUCCCCUGGGUAGUCCGGUUGCUAGAUGCGGUGGAGGCUGAAGAACUCAGUAGAAUCCUCCUUCCCCAGGAUUAGUCUGGAAGAGUUGGCUAUAAACAGCUAGGCUUAUGUAACACGUAGUAAUUCUGUUAGCUUGGUUGUUGCUAACUAUUGUACGGUUCAAUUGUUAAGAAUAGACGCAGAAUCUGGCAGACGACGUGUCCUUUCGUUGUAGAUUAGGUUGUGUUUUUUUUCUUGAGAAAGGUGUACAAGGCACACAUAUCUGAAUAUUUACAUAAAAAAGAAAUAAGACACUAACAGGUGAAGCCUACAUCCAGACGAGAAUAUGUCAGUGGUGGGUUUUGAUGUGGGUUUCCAGAACUGUUACAUCGCCGUUGCUAGAAGUGGCGGAAUCGAGACCAUUGCAAAUGAGUACAGUGACCGAUGCACGCCGGCGUGUGUCUCUUUGGCCUCUAAGAACCGCACCAUUGGAAACGCAGCUAAGAGCCAGAUAAUAACCAACUUCAAGAACACGGUCCAUGGCUUUAAGAGGUUCCACGGCCGGGCCUUCGAUGACCCGUCUGUUCAGAGCGAACUUCCCCGGCUCCCGUACAGCCUCCACAAACUGACCAAUGGCAGUACAGGGGUCAAGGUGCGCUACCUGGAUGAAGAUAAGGUGUUCACCAUGGAGCAGGUCACUGCCAUGCUGCUGACCAAACUGAAGGAGACGUCAGAGAGCGCGCUCAAGAAACCAGUUGUGGACUGUGUCAUCUCUGUUCCUAGUUUCUUCACUGAUGUUGAGAGGAGAUCAGUGAUGGAGGCCAGUCAGAUCGCUGGACUCAACUGUCUAAGACUCAUCAACGACACAACAGCAGUGGCCCUGGCGUAUGGGAUCUAUAAGCAGGAUCUGCCGGGUCCAGAGGAGAAGCCGCGUAACGUGGUGUUUGUGGACAUCGGUCACUCUGCGUACCAGGUGGCCAUCGUCGCCUUCAACAAGGGCAAGCUCAAGGUGCUGGCGACAGCCUUCGACCCGUGUCUAGGCGGGCGGAACUUCGAUGAGGUUCUGGUGGAGCACUUCUGCGGGGACUUUAAGAAGCGGUUCCGCCUGGUGGUGCGGGAGAACCCGCGGGCCCUGCUGCGGCUCUACCAGGAGUGUGAGAAGCUCAAGAGGCUGAUGAGCGCCAACGCCUCCGACCUGCCACUCAACAUCGAGUGCUUCAUGAACGACAUCGACGUCACCGGCAAGAUGAACAGGGCUCAGUUUGAGGAGCUGUGUGCCCCUUUCCUCGGGAGGAUGGACGCCCCUCUCAAAGCCGCCAUGGAGCAGUCAAAGCUGAGCAGAGAUGAUAUUUAUGCGGUGGAGGUUGUGGGCGGAGCCACUCGGACCCCGGCCAUAAAGGAGCGGAUCUCACGCUUCCUGGGGAAGGACAUCAGCACCACACUCAACGCAGACGAGGCAGUCGCCCGGGGAUGUGCUUUACAGUGUGCCAUUCUGUCUCCAGCGUUCAAGGUGAGAGAGUUCUCCAUCACUGACGUGGUUCCGUUCCCCAUCACUCUGCGCUGGAAAUCCUCAACGGAAGAUGGAGUCGGUGAGUGUGAGGUGUUCGGUAAGAACCAUGCGGCCCCCUUCUCCAAGGUCAUCACCUUCCACAAGAGGGAGCCGUUUGAUCUGGACGCAUUCUACAGCCUCCCCCAGGAGCUGCCCUAUCCCGACGCCCGAAUAGGUGAAGCCCCUCCCCCCAGCCCUCCUACUACCACAGCGGACCAAUCAGGACAGUCCUGUGAAGGUGCGUGUGAACGUCCACGGAAUCUUCACCGUGUCCAGCCUUGCUCAUGGAAGCGACAGGCAGAGGGCGCGCCGCGACCUCCACAUGAACCACCGGAACCCAUCGUGCAGAACGAAGAACAGAGUCGGAUGCAGGUGGAUCAGGAGAACACAGAGACGUCUCCAGAGGAAGGGGCGGUUCCAGCCAAUAAGGAGGGUGUGUCUGGUGAGCAGGUUGCCGUGGGAACCAAGCCCAAGGCCAAGGUGAAGAGUGUGGAGCUGCCCAUUGAGAUGACGAGCAGAAAACUGGACCAACACACACUCAACAACUUCAUCGAGUAUGAGGACAGUGGGCGUGUGUCUCUGAUGCUGGAGGACACGGAGAGCUGGCUCUAUGAGGAUGGAGAGGAUCAGGCCAAGCAGGUGUACCUGGACAAGCUAGUGGAGCUGAAGCGGUUUGGAGAGCCCAUUGAGGGCAUGACCGUGGCGGAGAGGCCGUUUGGUGAUGAACUCGGACGGAAGAUCCAAACCUUCCUGAAGGCCAUAGAGGCCUACAAACAGAAGGACGAGCGCCUGGAGCACCUGAGCGCUGAGGAGAUGGUUGCCGUGGAGACGAAGGUGACGGAGGUCAUGGGGUGGAUGAGCAGCAGGAUGAACGCCCAGAGCAAGCAGCCAAUCACGCAAGACCCCGUCGUCAAGGCAGCAGACAUCAUCUGCAAAAUACAGGAGUUGGACGAUGUGUGUGGCCCAGUGGUGACGCGGCCGAAGCCCAAGGGGGAGGAGCCUGCUGAGGGGGCCCAUAACGGCCCUCAGCAGUCAGGUGGCGACGCCAAGUCUGGAGGCUCCUCCCACCAGCCUGCUGCCCCGGGGGAGAUGGAGGUGGAGUGACCCCCCCCCCCACCACCACCACCAG
Molecule: messenger RNA, 3076 nt
Organism: Alosa alosa (allis shad)
Lineage: Eukaryota; Metazoa; Chordata; Actinopteri; Clupeiformes; Clupeidae
Gene: hspa4l
Product: heat shock protein 4 like
Biological process (GO): protein folding
Cellular component (GO): cytosol; nucleus
Molecular function (GO): ATP-dependent protein folding chaperone; ATP binding
Source: RefSeq, a predicted model, not a curated record